GUUUCAGAUAAACGGGAAACUCAAAAAUAUGACGACUGACAACGCACUCAAUUCUCAACGAGUGUUUAAAAAAUCGUCACCAAAUAAUAAAUUGACGCUUUAUUUGGCUUCCCGCGACUUGGUUGUGGAGAAUGGAUACAUUGACAAGAUCCAAGGAGUUCUGCACGUGGAACCUGAGUGUUUGGAGAACAAGAAACUGUUCGGUCAAGUCACCUUAACAUUUCGCUAUGGCAGAGAAGAUGAAGAAGUGAUGGGACUGAAGUUCUGUAACGAAGCUAUAAUGAGCCUUGUUCAAAUCUGGCCGAUACAUUGCAACCACGAUAGAGAACCGAAUUCGCCACUACAGGAGGCGUUGAUCAAGCGUUUGGGAGCGAACGCGUUUCCAUUCCAUUUGGAGCUGACGCCACUAGCUCCACCUAGCGUACAAUUGGUGCCUGCCAAGCAGUACCACGGCGCCCCUAUAGGGACUUCGUAUGAUGUACGACCCCCCGCCGUCCUGCCUCACUCCCCGCAUCACAACACACUCAGCGCAUUGGCACAUCAUAAUGUACUCAGACUUAAAAAUAAAGCAAAAAUGGAAUCGGAUGAAAAUUGUCGAGGAAGAAAAAAAGAAAAUGAGAGCUCGGAACAGGCACCGCCGCGGGCUACUGUUGAAAAGCCGUUUUUAUUAUCCGAUGGCAGAGUGGAGCUCGAGGGAUGGCUAGAUAAAGCAACUUAUUCUCACGGUGAAUCCAUAAACGUAAAUAUCAUCGUCUCCAACCAUUCGUCGAAAACUGUAAGACGGAUCAAGGUUCUUGUUAUCCAACAUGUGGACGUGUGCAUGUUUUCGAAUGGGAAAUUCAAAAAUGUCGUAGCCCUAGUCAAAGGGCCAGACACACCGGUCGCGCCUGGGGAAACUUUCACUGACAGUUUUAAUCUAACACCACAUAGAGGUGUAACUAAAAACUGGAUUGCUCUCGAAGACUCAUAUUCUAAAUCUGGUGCAAGCCUCGCUUCUACAGUUCUAUGCAACUCAAACUCACCUGAAGAUCGUAACGUGUUUGCCAUUUACGUCUCUUACUAUGUCAAAGUAAAAUUGACUCUAAGCGCCAUGGGUGGAGAUCUAUCACUUAAGCUUCCCUUCACAUUGACUCACUCUUGUAUUAACGAGGCACCAACAGACAGCGUUAUAGAGGAGGCUACUCACAAAAUGAUAUUAGAAGGAAAAGAAAAUAGUGAUGAAGAAGAGAGAGAAACAGAAAACGAUAAGCAGAAUAACAACGGAAAUGAAGAUGUUAAGCAGGAAACAGCAUUCGGUGAUGAUGGAGAAAUAAAAUCACCAGAAGAUCAUAAAUGCAUAGCCGAUGUUCUUGUCAAUAUUGAAAAUAAAAUAACCGAUAGACCAAAGAAAUUCGAAGGGCAAAACGUUGUCCGGAAUGUGAAACCGAAUGAGGACGAAAUGGAUUUAAUCGUAAAGUAUCCUUGUUCGGAUACGUGAUCCGAAGAUUAUGUCGAUAAUGUAAAACAAGAUAUCAAGACUGAUCAGUCGAACGUCAAAGCACCAGAUAUAAUAAGGGAAUUUAAAAACGAGGACCAAGUGCAUAAAUCUGGGUUUGCUGAGAAUUUGAAAAGAGCCGUUUGUUGUAUCGACCGUCGACGACAGUCAUAAUAUUAUCAUGUAUUAGGCUUUGUUCUGGAUACUUGUUAAACUUUAAUCGCUAAGUUAAUCGGUAUUUAUAUUCUAACGAUAAAAAGAAUUCAUAAAACUUAAAUAACGUUAAACGUUAAACAAUCAAUACGUGUCUCUACUACAUUAACGUAUUAAUAACCUACAAAUGUUUUCGAAGUAUACUUUUUGAUGGAAGUCUAUUGUCUUUUCUUAAAGCCUUGAUAUUUUUCUACUAAAUUAACAGCGUCAAAUAUUGGUGUUGGCGAGUUUCAUAUCUAGUCAAUAAGUUUCUAUAGACAUGUUAAGAAAUAUUUUAAGUAUUUUAUCGUAUCAAGACUUGCUGGUCGUCGUAUUCGCGGUGACGUAAUAUAAAGCCUGAAUGGUUACGCUUACUAAAUUAAAAAAAAUGUUAGUUAUCUUUUAAUAUCUCAUUGAUUAUUGUAUUAAUAUUAUAUUAGAAUGCAAAUUAAAUAUAUCGUAAUUAAAUGUAAAUUCAUAUAUUCUAAAAGCUAUUUGUUGGCAUCUAGUCAACUCUAGUUGUAAUUAAAACUAAUUUUUAAUAUUAAGUCGAGUAUUAUGCUUUGAUUAAAUGUCACAUAGAUGUAAUAUGCACUAAAAUACUGUAAAAUAAUCAAUUAUAUGCACAAAAUUAAUUAAAGAGUAACUGUAUCUGUGCGAGUGAUAAAUUAUUUAAACUUGUUGAGUGACAUUUGAUAAAAAAUAGAAUUGUGCAUUAAAAAAAAUAUGACUAAAUUAAGAAAAAAGAUAGAUUGUUUUAUUUUCAAGUUACCAGUUAUUUAAGUAUCAAAUUGCUUCCAACGUGUAUCGAAUUCGAUUCCAUCUGGCAUAUGUUAAAGUCAAAAGUAAAAGUGCUGUGAACGUUUUUACGAACUACAGUUUGGACAGUUUUAAAAGCCCAUAAUUAAAUAAAUAACAAUUAAUAUUGUCAAUUAUCCUUUUUAGAAAUCUUUUUAUUACCAACGAGAAGGUUUAUUUUCAUUUUGUUUCACUUUUUUAUAACAUUUUUCAAUUUGUGUUUGUCGGUGGCCAGUGUUAACAUCAAUAUAGACUGGCCACAUUUGUUGAUGGCAAUUUAAAACUUAAAAGAAGAUAAAUAAAAUCAAAUACUAUUUAAGAUAUAGUCUGCAUUCAACUUUUAUUUUAAAUAAAGAACUAGUUCAAUUAGCGCGUUUCUUUAAAUUAAUAAUAGAAGUCAAUAAAAUCCAAGUUUUUGGUUUUGUUGCACAAUGCUUGUGUUAGUGCCUAUUUUCACUAAGCAAUUAACCGCGCAAGACUUGCGCCUUAGCCUUAGUGGAAAUUAAAUGUAAUUGUAAUUAGAUAUUCAGUUUUUCCGUCUAUAAU
Papilio polytes (common Mormon) is the source of this 3010-nucleotide messenger RNA. Its product is annotated as arrestin homolog. The record is from RefSeq and is a predicted model, not a curated record. Lineage: Eukaryota; Metazoa; Arthropoda; Insecta; Lepidoptera; Papilionidae. Bases 29 to 1477 code for a protein of 482 amino acids. Gene Ontology annotation, cellular component: cytoplasm. The transcript has 9 exons. Gene Ontology annotation, biological process: G protein-coupled receptor internalization; signal transduction. Gene Ontology annotation, molecular function: G protein-coupled receptor binding.